This is a messenger RNA of Scleropages formosus (Asian bonytongue), 1516 nucleotides long. RefSeq names its product mitochondrial carrier homolog 2 (gene mtch2). Lineage: Eukaryota; Metazoa; Chordata; Actinopteri; Osteoglossiformes; Osteoglossidae. Gene Ontology annotation, biological process: positive regulation of apoptotic process. The coding region runs from base 29 to 931 and encodes 300 amino acids. The transcript is spliced from 13 exons. Gene Ontology annotation, cellular component: mitochondrion; membrane. The record is from RefSeq and is a predicted model, not a curated record.
GAGCGCAGAAGGAAGAAGGGGCUCGGUAAUGGCGGACACGUGUGGACAGGUGCUGCUGGGAACGGGACUUACGGUCCUUUCUCACCCGCUUAUGUACAUCAAGGUGCUGGUGCAGGUUGGACACGAGCCUCUUCCUCCCACUCUUGGGCGCAACAUAUUUGGCAGGCAGGUUUAUCAGCUGCCCGGACUGUUUGCAUACGCCAAAUAUAUAACAAAGAUUGAUGGAAAAGCUGGCCUCUUCAAAGGCCUCGCACCGAGACUCUGCGCUGGAAGCAUUGGUACCAUUGUGCACAGCAGGGUCCUGCAGAAAUGCCAGGAAUCUGGAAAAGCUGAGGAAUCUUGCAAAAAUCUGAAUGGAGAUGGAUCCCUGCAACAUGUUGUGAAUGAGACGAGCAAAGAGAUGGUGGCACGAUGCUGUGCUACAGUUAUCACACAUCCUUUCCACGUGAUCACUUUGAGAUGUAUGGUGCAGUUCAUUGGCAGGGAAACCAAAUACAGUGGAGUUUUCAGUUCCAUUGGCACAAUCUACAAAGAGGAAGGAAUUCUGGGAUUCUUUGCCGGGCUCAUCCCACGUCUCCUUGGAGACAUCCUGUCACUAUGGAUCUGUAACAUGCUGGCCCACCUGAUUAACACCUACGCAAUUGAUGAUACGAUGAAUCAUAUGGGUGAAAUCAAGAACUGUUCGCUUGCUGUGACUGGGUUUUUUGCAAGUAUGCUCACAUACCCUUUUGUUCUGGUGUCCAACCUUAUGGCUGUGAACAACUGUGGGCUGGCAGGAGGCCUUCCCCCCUACGCGUCUGUUUAUCCCACUUGGGUGGACUGUUGGAGACACUUGAGCAGAGAGGGGAACAUGAGCAGAGGAAACAGUCUGUUUUUCCGGAAACUGCCAGCAGGGAAGACGUAUGCAGUGGAUCAACAGCGAUUCUUUUGAAGGACAAGACAAUGCAUAGUGUCUAAUUGUAAUAAUAUAAAGUGAGUUGGAAUGAAUGGGGUAUAUCUAAUUUGUAUGCAUUUGUUUACAAUAUUGUAUUCAUUUUUUAAAAACAAUCUCUCAAACAUACCACCAGUAAAGAACAUAAUUUUGACAUGAGUUGCUUUGAUUGAAACAGCAAAGAGCUUUGUAUUAAUAUCUAGGGAUUUAUAAAAUUGCUACUGGGCUUUAAAGAAAGCAUUUCACUUUUUAAACACGGUAAGGACUUUAGGCCUUUGUCUACAGUAUUGUUGGCUUCCCUGUCCCUGCUGGGGCCCCUAGAGGGGGGUAUACUUUGUUGUGCAACAGAAUGUGUGUGCACAACUCCCUGCGAUGAUAUGUACCUGGUUUGCUGAGCAUUUUGGGGCUCUAACCUGUCAGUUUCCCAGCUCAACCAGCGUGACUUUUAUUCUGUGAGUUGUAACAGAGACAUGAGACCUACUUCUAUCACUCAGUGAAUCAUAUUGAUGUACCUGUAACCUGUUGCUUUCCUGAAGGGUCCAAAUGAAAGAAUGUUGAAUAAAAGUGACUGGAAAGAAUAACUGG